Drosophila bipectinata is the source of this 1351-nucleotide messenger RNA. It is a transcript of the gene mAChR-C, whose product is annotated as muscarinic Acetylcholine Receptor, C-type. Gene Ontology annotation, molecular function: G protein-coupled receptor activity. Lineage: Eukaryota; Metazoa; Arthropoda; Insecta; Diptera; Drosophilidae. Gene Ontology annotation, cellular component: plasma membrane. The record is from RefSeq and is a predicted model, not a curated record. Gene Ontology annotation, biological process: adenylate cyclase-activating G protein-coupled receptor signaling pathway; G protein-coupled adenosine receptor signaling pathway.
GAAUAGGACCAGGACCAGGCAGGGCUGGGGGGAACGGUAAUGCUAAUGGUAAUGGGUGGAGAAUCAUCAGCGAAACGUAAACAAACGACGCCCACGAUCCAGCCGAAGCGAGCCCGAGGGGAGCCGAAGUCCUUGGUGGGUUCGGUCGAAGCCGUGGACCCCAUCCGACAACGGCAUUAACUUAUCCACGGGCAGUGCGUGCGCUUCGCUAAUGCAGAGUGCCAUGGAAGUUUCCAGUUCGACGUCACCCCCCACCUGGGACUUCCAGAGCACACAGCUGUGGUCCUCCGCCGCCACCUCCGACUCCACGGCCGAAGCCCAAACCCAGUCCGGGGUGGGCAGUCCCAGUGCUGGCCACAUCCUGUGGCUGGCGAUCAACGCCGUGCUCUUCGUGCUCAUCCUCGGAGGCAACAUCCUCACCAUCGUGGCCGUGCGCACCUGCCGACACCUACGCUCGGUCAUCUCCAACCUGUUCAUCCUCUCCCUGGCCGUCUCCGACUUUUGCGUGGGCCUCGCCCUGCCCUACCACCUGGUCUUCUACAUGGGAUUGGAUAUCGGGGCCAUGCGGGCACCCUGCCUGCUGCGCUUCUUCCUCCUCAUCUGCGCCUGUUGCGUGUCCAUGCUGACCCUGAUCUCCAUAGCCGUGGACCGGUACAUAGCCGUGGUCUAUGCCCUGCACUACCGGAGAUACAUGACCCGACGGGUGGCCUACAGCAUCAUCAUCUGCAAUUGGAGCCUGGGCGCCCUGGUGGCGCUGCUACCCGUCUUCUGGAAUAGGUGGCCCGAGGCGCAAGCCUGCGAGUUCGACGAAGUGCUCGCCCCGGGCUACAUUGCCGGAGUCAUCACCCCAGGCUUCAUAGUCAUAUGGAUCUGCAUGCUCCUGGUGUACUGGCGGAUCAUGCGGGAGGCCUCGAAACAGGCCCAGCGCCUGCGCCAAUCGGUGGUCUACAACACGGACGAGGCUACCACCAUGCGGAGCCUGCUGCUCCAUCCGGACUGGAAGAGUGUCCAGAUCGUGGUCUUCAUCAUGGGCUGCUUCACGCUCUGCUGGCUACCGUACUUCUGCGUGGCCAUCGCCCAGCUGUUCAGCAUCUGCCAGAGCAGCUCCAUGAUCUACAAGACCACCUUUUCCCUGGCCAUCGCCAACUCUGCCCUCAAUCCGAUCAUCUACUCUUGGAAGAACUCCGGCUUCCGGCGGGCCUUCGCACAGACGCUCUGCUGCCGGACGGCGCGGCAGGGCGAGGAGCAGCUGCCAGGGGACAGCAAGCACCGCAUGGAGGCCACCUCGUCCUCCACGGGCUACCAUCAGCAGCAGGAGAAGCAGCCGAAGCAGCAGAAGCAACAGGGGUAG